AUGUUAUUGUUUUAUUUAUUCGCUGUACUUGCCAGCACAGCAUCCUCAUCUAAGAUAUCCUGUGAACUUGGGCAAGAAAUCAAUACGAGUCUGCUCCCAACGGCCAAUUUGUUGACUGGUAACUGGUCUUACUCCUACCAUUGGGACAAAAAUGAUAAAUACCAGUUUGAAUUCUUAAACGAAGCCGUCGACCAUCUGUUGGAUUGCCCUCAAGUUGAAAUUAUCCCAGUGCCCCAAAGUCUCGUGGAGAACAAGAAAGAGAAGUGCCGUAAUUAUCCGAUCCCGUUUAGAUGGGAAGACGCUUUGUUGAAGAUGGACGCUCCUAUGAUAAGCCUGAAGGAUGCUAUCAUUGUGAUAGGAAAAACGGAACACUGGUUGUUUGUGGACUGCCAGGAUAUGCUGCAUGUGGCUGCGUUACAAGUGUCUGAUGAUGUUAUAGUGAUGAUCAAUCCAGAUGAGGCUGUAUAUAUGGAAAUGUUGUCAAGGAAACCCCUCCUGUUAAGUGAACUGAAGUGUAUUGCACAUAAUAUAGGCAUCGGAAAGGGUAUGACUGGAAUUUCGUUAUGUUAUUGA
Molecule: messenger RNA, 573 nt
Organism: Arctia plantaginis
Lineage: Eukaryota; Metazoa; Arthropoda; Insecta; Lepidoptera; Erebidae
Source: the annotation of a GenBank genome assembly